CCCGGAGGCCUACCUGGUAGCCUUUGAACGGUUGGCUACCACUGCAGCAUGGCCCCGGGAGUACUGGGCGAGCCAACUUGGUCCCUGCUUGAUCGGGGAAGCACAAGCAGCGUACCGGGCCAUGACUGACGACGAUGCCGCCCAGUAUGACCUGGUUAAGCAGGCUAUCCUCCGCCGUCUCAAUAUCACGGGGGAGACUCAUCGGGUCAGAUUCCGGGAGUUCCAGCGACCCCCCAACACCCGGCCCAGGGUGGUAGCCCAGCAAUUAUGCGACCACAUGGCGCAAUGGCUGAACCCCAGUCAGAAAACCGGGAUUCAGAUGGGGGAGGCCAUUGUGAUGGAACAAUUCUGCCAUGUGGUCGGGGCUGAGACGCAGGCGUGGGUACGCCGGCAUAACCCCACGACGCUGGAGCAGGCCGUGGCGUUAGCCGAAAACUUCGAGGACUCCCUGGUGUCCGCCCGAACCACCCUGCUGGACUGCCCCCCUCCCUCCGCUGCCAAAGGACCGCCGUCGAACCCUUUUCCCGGACCCAGGGCCGUCAGAUCACCGGCCCCGUCGGGCCACCCGGCCCCCUUACCAUGGAGGCAGAGGUUGGCCCCCAGCUGGGGUAGAAUGGUUCCCCCUGCCCCGCUGUCAUACCAGCAGCGGGACAAAUAUGUACCGCCCUUGCCCUCUGCCCCACCCGUCUGUUUUAGGUGCCAGCAGCCGGGACACAUUGCCAGAUACUGCCCGGCGGCCAUGGAGUGCGACGUGGCUGCGUGUCACCUGGCGUCUGAGACAGAUCUCCCUUCCGACCGGUGAGGGCACUGGGGAGGAGGAGCAGGCAGAGCCGCGGUGCGCAACGUCACAGACCCGGUCGGGAAGCGCAGUGGCAAUCACGCAUUGGCUGACGGCGGUUGCCCUCGCUGACCAAUGGGGACGGGACGGGGCGUACAAAAGGGGGCGUGGCCCGGGGUUCUGUUCCUUCUGGCAAGGUACAGUGUGUGAGAGAGAGAGAGAGAGAGAAAGAAAGAAACUAGCAGAGAAGCAGGGGAAGGGAAUUGGAAGACGGGUCGUUUUGCGAUUGUGCAUUUACUGGCUAACCCUUCUACUGCUUGUAUUUUUUAGAGCACUAACGGGACGCUCCGGGAUCACGCCGGAGGAGUGACAACCCGGAAGUGCUGGGUUUAUUACCCCCGUGUUUUUCCCGUUCCCGGAUUACAAAACGGAAGACGGACUGCUUUUGUUGUUUGUUUAUUUUGGGACUGCAACCCCGUUUCCCUUUAUUUUGUCGGGUUACACAUUGUUGUGUACCCCGGCUUCCUUAUUGUUUAUUUUCCCUAUUGUUUUGAGUGCGGUUUGGUAUUUUUAGUUGAAAAGAAAUAAAACCAAGGCGCUUAAUUGAAUAGAGGACUGGAGUCUAUUAUU
Messenger RNA from Acipenser ruthenus (sterlet), 1408 nucleotides. RefSeq names its product zinc finger protein with KRAB and SCAN domains 5-like. Lineage: Eukaryota; Metazoa; Chordata; Actinopteri; Acipenseriformes; Acipenseridae. Gene Ontology annotation, molecular function: nucleic acid binding; zinc ion binding. The transcript is spliced from 2 exons. Bases 122 to 802 code for a protein of 226 amino acids. The record is from RefSeq and is a predicted model, not a curated record.